Molecule: messenger RNA, 780 nt
Organism: Drepanopeziza brunnea f. sp. 'multigermtubi' MB_m1
Lineage: Eukaryota; Fungi; Ascomycota; Leotiomycetes; Helotiales; Drepanopezizaceae
Biological process (GO): GPI anchor biosynthetic process
Cellular component (GO): glycosylphosphatidylinositol-N-acetylglucosaminyltransferase (GPI-GnT) complex
Source: RefSeq, a predicted model, not a curated record
AUGCUAACAACGAGCCCCCAUCUGCGGAUACGCCGCCCCUCUCCAACAACAGUCGAAUACACCGUCUCAACCUCCCCAACCCUCACGCUCCCCCUCCGCCUUCUCAUCCUCCUCACAUCCAUCCUGCGCCUCGUCGCCGCCCUCGCCAUCCUCCUCCUCCUCUACUCCAAAUACCUACUCUCCUCCUACGCGCCGCCUCCGGCCCCAGCACCGUCUACCCGCACGCCGCCAUCAGUCCUGUCCGAGGCAUACAUCUACCACGUCCUGGGCGCCACGACGCGCACCCGCAUCGGGACGCUGAUCUCCCUGCUCGCGGCGCGGAUCCCCCUCAUCCUGCUCCUCCCGAGCUCCGCCGCGCUGCUCUACCUCCUCUCCCUGCGCCUGCACACCACCGAGUCCCUGCUCGUGCUCCGCGGCCUGGGCAUCCAGACGUCGUCGUCCUCGGCCACCUACCUGAGCAGCAGCGCGACGCGCUUCAUCCCGACGGUCAAGAUCCAGGAUGUCCUCGUCAACGAGGCCUUUCGCGGCUUCGAGGUGAGGUACUACCUGGUCGUUGUGGUGGAGGGGGAAGAGAGCGUUGUGGUAGUGUUUCCGAGGUUGUUGCCUAGGAGGGACGUCGUGGAGAAGGUUUGGAGGGGAUGUAGGGCUUGCUUGUUUGAGGGAGCGAAGGAGAAGGAGAGGCUGCCUGCUGUUGGUGAUGAUGGUGGUGGGGGAGCUGGUGGUGGUCGUGGUGGUGGUCGUGGUGGUAAGGGGGACUUGAAGAAGAGGGAGACAGGUUAG